AGACGCCGUGGAUCCGAUUUUGUGCGCGAGGCUGCUCAGUUGGCGGGUGACUUCCGACAUUAACUUUAGAGCGGAAACAUAUUUGAGCACUUAAAAACCCAUUAGCCUCAGCUGAAAUGGAUCAAGUUGCAGAUAUCCAAGUUAAGGAGCUGAACAAGCGUAGUUCGGGGCACGCCUUUGAGCUCAUCCUGAGACCCACCUCCCCUGAUGCAAAAGUACAAUUUCCACUGUCCCCUGUCCAAAAGAAAGAAAUUUCACUGGAUGAGAUUAUGAAGAAGCUGGAGGCUGCUGAGGAGAGACGCAAGAACCACGAGGCUGAAUUACUGAAAAAUCUAGCAGAGAAACGAGAGCAUGAGAAGGAAGUGAUCCAGAGGGCCAUUGAUGAAUGCGACAAAUUCAGCCAGAAUACCCUGGAGAAGCUCACUCAAAAAAUGGUGGCUGCACAAGAGCGACACGGGAUCCAUGAGGCUGAGGUGCUGAAAAAUAUCGCGGAGAAGAGAGAACGUGAGAAGGAAGUGCUCCAGAGGGCCUUUGAUGAAUGCUGCAACUUCAGCAAGACCACUCAGGAGAAGCUUACUCAGAAGAUGCUUGCUGCAGAGGAGAGAUACAAACGCCACGAGGCUGAAGUGCUGAAGCAAUUGGCUGAGAAACGAGAGCGCGAGAGAGAAGUGCUCCAGAGGGCUUUGGAUGAUUGUAGCAAUUUUAGCAAGAGAGCUGAGGAGAAGCUCAACCAGAAGAUGGAAGCAAACCAAGAAAACCGCCAAGCGCGAUUGGCUGCUCUCGAUAAGAAACUCAAAGAGAAAGAAAAGAAAAUUGAAGAAUCAAAGAAGACAAGGGAGUGAAGGGGGAAAACGAAUUUAUGAAUGCCGACAGUCUCAUGGAUAAGCUUUGCGUUACAAUUGUUUUUAUAGUUGCAGCUGAAUAUUAGUGCCUCUCUAGUUCCUGUUGGCAGCUGAUUACGCUGUAUUGUUUGUGGUGCUAACUGUUUUUCUAUUACUGGGCAUUCCAAUUAGUAUACUGGUCCAUAUGCAGCACUUGUUGUACGAUUUAUGGUUAAAGUUGCAGGUACUGUUCAUUUCUUAUUCAUUUUUGGAAAACCUUUUUUUGUAAUAAAGCAUGAUUUACUAAUAAACGCAA
Messenger RNA from Syngnathus acus (greater pipefish), 1137 nucleotides. It is a transcript of the gene stmn1b, whose product is annotated as stathmin 1b. The coding region runs from base 117 to 842 and encodes 241 amino acids. Gene Ontology annotation, biological process: neuron projection development; regulation of microtubule polymerization or depolymerization; microtubule depolymerization. The record is from RefSeq and is a predicted model, not a curated record. Gene Ontology annotation, cellular component: cytoplasm; neuron projection. The transcript is spliced from 7 exons. Gene Ontology annotation, molecular function: tubulin binding. NCBI's taxonomy places the organism in Eukaryota, Metazoa, Chordata, Actinopteri, Syngnathiformes, Syngnathidae.